This is a messenger RNA of Dinoponera quadriceps, 2198 nucleotides long. RefSeq lists its product as uncharacterized. The coding region runs from base 1514 to 1777 and encodes 87 amino acids. The record is from RefSeq and is a predicted model, not a curated record. NCBI's taxonomy places the organism in Eukaryota, Metazoa, Arthropoda, Insecta, Hymenoptera, Formicidae. The transcript has 2 exons.
CUGAGAGAAAGUCGAUAUCGAUUUUCCGACGGGAGUCGUUGGCACCGAUCAACAUAACCAGAAACAAGUCGGUGUGUGUGUGUUCCUCCAACAGUGUCACGGCCGCGCGUGAUGCACAGAUCGGCCGGUAAAUCCGCGAUCGUCGUCGUUUACACGCGUCCCCGAAGGCCAGUGGGCGGCGAUAUAAUCGCCGGCUUUGGUGUAAUUGUGUAAAGACAAGGCCGCGCGGGAGGUCGGCCUAUUCUCCAUUAAUUCCGCUGCUGCAUCGCGCCGCGUGGUCGGAAUGUUUAUGCGGUCCGACGACGAUUUCUCCGCGUCCGUAUGUGUCUGUGCUAAUCAGUCGUCCGGAAAGUAUGGAAAUUCCGUGAGACCGGCUAGAUCGUAACUCGGCGGAUAAAAGUUUUACCGCAUCGAAUCCAAGCCUGAACCCCGGGAGAGAAGGAGAAAACGAAUUUAUGAAUAAAAGCACGCCGCAAAGACAUAUUCUCGGACGGACGACAAGGCGGCUCGCACGGGCGCAUUGUACCGUGCUAUCAGUAAGGAUGAUCACGUAGCCAGGUAAAAGUUACCUGCUCGUCACACGUGUUUUCGCGACGGACGGAUCACGUAACGCACAUGCGUGCAUAAUCGCCUUUUCUCCUCUCCGUCGUGAAACCGCCGUCAUUCGAUGGCCGAGGAGAUGUCGCAAGGCGUGUUUCGUCGAUGAUGCAAAAAUGCGCUUUUCUGCGAGGGGAGAAGGACGAAUUACUCGCGCUGAAAUCGGCAGAAUAACUGAAAGAGAAGAUAGAAACUCCUCUUGAAUGAAGUCGAGAUUCACGGCGGAUAAACUGUGUUGCGAUGUGAAAACGAAGUAGUGAUAAAUUCAACGAGUCUGGCUGAUUCGCGCCGCCGUAAGAAACAGUUUGUGCGCAUGGUUGUCCCGUUUUACGGAGGAGCGAUUUCAUUUCGCACGGUCGUUGCCUCGAAUGUGUAUCAACGAUCGGCCGGAUCGUCGCUCGGCACGCUCGAUGCGCGCGAUAAUGAAAACCUUUCGUGUUACGCUUUAAUAGCAUCCCAUCGAUCCAUUAAUCGUUACGUUUAAAAAGAGGAAGUAUUCACGCCGGCUUCCUUCGCUGUCAUUCGACGGACUUCUCGAGAAGGAGAUCCUUCAUUCCCGACCGGAAUCUCCACGCGGAGAAACACAGUUCCUCCCCGCAUCUUCUCCGAGGACUUCUGUUAUCGUUCGACUUGGAUACAUCGUGUGAAAGGCGCCUUAAGGAGAUGGUGUGAGGGCCUCUUAAGAAACGAACGCGCGAGGUGAAAGCGCCAAUUGCGCGCUCUCAUUGUCAGUCACGGCCGAGCCGUGAGCUGUAUCGGUGUGUCUCUUGUGAUCUCGCGCUAUAGCCAGAUUGCUAGUCUCGAGAAGAAGAAGAAGAGGAAGAGAUAAAAGAGAAGAAGGUGCGUUCUCUUCUUCCGUUCCUCCAUCGCGCGAUCGCUCGCCUGGUGUUGCUGCGCGAGCCGAGGAAAUGUAGAAAUGAGAGAGACGCUGAAGAAGUUCUCCCGACGACCCAACACUCAAGUGGCCGUUAGUCUGGGAGGCGGGUCGAUACUUGUCAUCGGCGAGCCCGACCGAAUCGCCGAGCAAUGGCAGCAAUCGGCGAACGAGGAAGAUCCGCCGUGCAGGACCCAGGGCCUGGUGCAGCUGCGCGUCGUAAAUCUCGACGAGGACGUGGACACCCAAGAGACGUCCUGCUACGUGCACGAAGGUCCGCUACUUUCGCUCGCGAAGACUCGUUGAGAAAUAUAAACUGGAGGAAAUAACUGUUACCGCUCUCAUUGUGUAAAAUUCUUUAGCUCCACUGUCUCACCCAAGGAAGGACCCGAGUCGUUUUGCGAUACGUUUUCUUCUCUUUAACGAUUAUAGGGAAUAUUUUCUAAAUGUCCCCGAAUAUUACAGGCAGAAGUAACAAGAAAGAUACCGACUGACCCCGCAAUAUAGUUGGAAAUACAUAUAGUUGGUGGCCUUUUUUUCCUUUUAAACAAAUAUUGGUAUCCUGGUUCCUAAAGUCAGAAGGAAGAACGAAAUAUGAUACCUUGAAUUCCUUGAUCUAAGUCGGCCUUUCCGUUGAUUAGACAGCGCUUCCGAUGAUAGCACGUACGAGAGCCUGUACUCCUGCCAGCAGGAUGAUCUUAGCACCGACUCGGAAGGGACGAGCGAG